AUGGACAAUUGGUUUUAUAUGGAUCGAAUGGCAUUUCAAAAUAUUCUUAUGAAUGAAUUAGGUGUAAAUCUUACUGAAAAAUUAUUAUUAAUCGAUUUUGACCUUCCAGUAUCAUUUUUAAUUGGUCAAACAUCGGAUGAAAUAUUAUUAAAAAUUCAACAAACAUAUAGUCGUAAAGUUUGUGGUAAAAUAAUUUGCAAUGAAAAUUGUUUAUCAUGUUCAUUUAAUCCACCAACGUAUGCAAAAUUAGCUUGGUUUGUUCGACGUUUACUUAUUAUGAAUCCAAUAGGUAAAGCUUUUAUUAAACAAAAAGUAUGUCCAACAUUAUUACCAGAAGAUUUUUCAUAUAUGAAAGAUACAAAUGCAACAAAUCAUAUCAUAAUUUCUUUUGAUUCAACUGAAGAAAUUUCAUUAGAUGGUACUGAACACGAAAAUGAUAAAAAUAUAGAGCCAAGAUUCAAAUGA
Messenger RNA from Rotaria sordida, 465 nucleotides. NCBI's taxonomy places the organism in Eukaryota, Metazoa, Rotifera, Eurotatoria, Philodinida, Philodinidae. The record is from the annotation of a GenBank genome assembly.